UUUGAUAAACCCUGGUCGCCAUCCCCUCGUUCCUGCUCGUUCCUACUCCUUCCUGCUGCUUCCGCGCCACGCUCCUCGCUAUACUGUCAAUGUGCACUGCACUGCCACUUCGCUCUUGACAGCAGCAGCCGCGAAUACUCGAAUAUUGGAAUUGUGAUUCCAUUCGGAGACUAUUUCUCUUCCAUCCUCUCCACCACCUGCCUUUCCCGUCCGUUGCACCGUUGACGGACUUUUUGAGCACUCAUAUUUGACAACCCCGCCUCAUGAGUGGUGGUUCGCCAUUGAAAAUGCGAUCGAUUCUGAAUAACGACGACAAUCCUGCCUUCGCGGUGCGACGAACUACAGAGUCGUUAUCUAAACCAAACUACGAGAAUCGCUAUGGCAAACCCGAUUAUCCCGUAGCCGAGUCUGGCUGGCCAUCGCAUGUCCAGCAGCCGACGACUUCGUUACUCACACCCGAGGUUCGGGAGCUCCCUACAGAGACGAGGAAGGCUCCUCCACAGCUGUAUCCCGCCUACUCGCAAGCAGAUGCUUUGCCACAUCUACAAUCCCGUCCGUCUUCAUUACAAGGCAAUAAUGGCCCACGGAUCAGCACGACAGCCUCCUCUUCUCCUAGCAGCUACUAUGCCACAUCAUCCGAGAUGGCGAGGAUGUCAAAGAAAAACAAAUACCCCUGCCCUUAUGCCGCAACACACUCUUGUACUGCUACCUUUACAACCUCGGGUCAUGCCGCACGCCACGGGAAAAAACAUACAGGAGAGAAAAGCGUACACUGUCCGAUCUGUAACAAGGCCUUUACACGGAAGGACAACAUGAAACAGCAUCGUCGAACCCACAAAAACAAUGACCCGGAGCAAUUGUCACCCCGAACCCAAUUGCAGAAUAGCCUCGAUCAAAGUCGCCGGGAGAAUAGUCAGCCUGACUCUGAUGGUGAUGAUGUUUCGAGUGGAUCAUCCCCUAGAGAGUAAAAAUUACUGCAACUCUCGUCCAUCAUUUGAUGGAUUCUCUGUUACUUUGAUAUUUACAUUUAUGAUUUCUCUCGGCAAAAAAGGACCCAAUGGACCCUGAAUUUGAGAUACCCGGCGAUGCCGCGGGAAGAUAUGAUAUAUCAUCUUUCGCUCUUUUGUCUAUUCAAACCUUUCCCCCUUGUUCUACCACACAAUAAGCGACUGCAUUUUGGCGUUU
Molecule: messenger RNA, 1185 nt
Organism: Talaromyces proteolyticus
Lineage: Eukaryota; Fungi; Ascomycota; Eurotiomycetes; Eurotiales; Trichocomaceae
Exons: 1
Coding region: 264-968 (234 amino acids)
Biological process (GO): regulation of transcription by RNA polymerase II
Cellular component (GO): transcription regulator complex; PcG protein complex
Molecular function (GO): DNA-binding transcription factor activity, RNA polymerase II-specific; RNA polymerase II cis-regulatory region sequence-specific DNA binding
Source: RefSeq, a predicted model, not a curated record